AUGGAGAAUGAUUCUGUCAACGAGACAAAUAAGGUAACCAGCGAUGAUGUAGGAGAUAAUGUCGAUAGUGGAAUUGUUGGAGAGAAGCUGGGAGUGGAGGAUGAUUCCGUUGACUAUGUGGAGUCAAAGAGGAAAAGGAUAGGCCCAGUUACUGAAGCCCAGCAUUAUGACAUUUCUAUGGAUGAGGGAUGUUCUUCUAAAGAAGGGGGCUUUUUAGAUAUUGGAAGUUCAAUAAUGUCUCUGUGGGGUUUUAUUCCUCCCGAUUGUAUUAUCGCAGCUCUUGCUGUUGACUUAAAAAUGGCAGUAUUAGCGACACUGAAUCUGGAUGCCAACAAGCUCUCGGGAGUUAUACCAGGGAAUUUGUUUAAUUCAGAUAUUGGCAAUUUAAAUCUGAGCAAGAACACAUUCGGAGGAUAUUUACCAAACGUUUUCAGCGCUCAAGCUGAGGAGGCUCGGGUUGCUUCAACCAAGGUUGCUGAGCUUGAGGUGGAGCUGCAGGAGACGGUGGCCCAAGGUGAGGAGAUGUUCGUUCAGGGCAAGGACUCAGUAAGGAAGGAGUUGGUAAAGUAA
This is a messenger RNA of Manihot esculenta (cassava), 570 nucleotides long. RefSeq lists its product as uncharacterized. The record is from RefSeq and is a predicted model, not a curated record. The transcript has 7 exons. Bases 1 to 570 code for a protein of 189 amino acids. NCBI's taxonomy places the organism in Eukaryota, Viridiplantae, Streptophyta, Magnoliopsida, Malpighiales, Euphorbiaceae.